AGAGCCGCGCGCGGCCAUGAUGGCAGGCGUCGCUGGCGUGGAGGAGGUUGGGGCCGAGUGGCAGGACCCAGACCCGGCUUCGACUCCGACGUGGGCUCUGGCACUGACCCCGGCCCCGGCCUCCACACCCUCUUUGUCUCUGGCCUCGGACUCUCUCCAAGCCCUACAGGAUCUGACCGGUGAUGGAGGGGUGCGCAAGGAGAAGCUGUGCCCCGGCUCCGGUCAGCCCGUGCCCCCAUCCGCCUCCGUAGCAGUGAAGUACUCCGGGUACCUGGGAAAUUGGAAUAAGCCCUUCUGUUCAAACGGGAACAGCAAGUAUCCAAGGCUGAUGAAACUUGGAAAAGACAUCACACUGUGCGGGCUGGAGAUCGGGCUGCUGUCUAUGCGCAAAGGAGAGGCUGCGCUGUUCAUCCUCGCUCCAGAAUACGCCUACGGCCAGCGGGGCUGUCCUCCCUUCAUCCCCCCAAACACCACGGUCCUCUUCAAGGUGGAGGUGCUGGACUUCAUAGACUCAGAGGAGUGCGACACGUUCUUUGAGUUGACUUGUGAGCAGCAGGAUAGAGUUCCUCUAGAAACGGUGUUGAAAGUGGCAGCCACUGAGAGAGAAUUUGGCAACUACUUCUUUUACAAGCAGCACUUCAAGAUUGCCAAGGACAGAUACAAGAGGGCACUCUCCAUCCUGGGUCGCAGGUCUUCCAGUAAGGCAGAGCAGAGCCAGAUCAAUGCUUCCAAGCUGCUGCUGUUCCUGAAUCUCUCACUCACUUACCUGAAACUGGAACGUGCUGACCAAGCUUUGAAAUACGGGGAGUUAGCCCUGGAGAUGGACCAAAGAAAUGCCAAAGCACUGUUCAGGUGUGGACAGGCUUGUCUCCACAUGAGGGAGUACAGCAAAUCCCAGGAUUUCCUGACCAGAGCUCAGUGCAUCCAGCCCUUCAACAGUGAUAUCAACAAUGAGCUGAAGAAGCUGGCAAGGUUCUUGGUGAAAUCCCCUGAAGAACAACAGGCAGAAUCCAGGGUGAGAGGUACAACAAGGAGUACAUGGAAUUGGAGAAGGAAAUGUGCUGCCAGAUGUUUGACCCUGUCAAUUCUUAUGGCUGAGAAGAAAUCAAGGACUGUUCCAGCUGUCCAGCUCAGGGCACAUGGACAUCUCAGCAUCACAUGCAAGUUUUGGGAAAAGGGCCAGGAGCACUGUCUUACUUUGAGAGACUGAAGUGAAGGUUCUGUUUUUAUACACAACCUGAUUUUCCUGAAGUUUGGUUUGUUUGCCAUGUUUUGAGGCAGUUUCCAGAAUAAUUGAAUCCUGCUGUUGCAGAGAGGAAGGGGUUUGUGUAAAUUCCUUCUCUUCUCCCAUGCACAAAGUUUGAAGAAAACUCUAUCCUGACGUCCUGUCUCUUGCAGAUAGAUUCCAGGCUGCUUUCAGGGAAUUUGUCAGUGGGAGGAGAAUGCCAUGAAGUUUUCUAUUUACACAGGUUGUUCUUAAAAAAAUUAUGUUUCGUAUUUUUGUUCUGAGGAAAUAA
Hirundo rustica (Barn swallow) is the source of this 1517-nucleotide messenger RNA. RefSeq names its product FKBP prolyl isomerase family member 6 (inactive) (gene FKBP6). The transcript is spliced from 9 exons. The record is from RefSeq and is a predicted model, not a curated record. Lineage: Eukaryota; Metazoa; Chordata; Aves; Passeriformes; Hirundinidae. Gene Ontology annotation, molecular function: protein binding; peptidyl-prolyl cis-trans isomerase activity. Bases 17 to 1210 code for a protein of 397 amino acids.